Messenger RNA from Orcinus orca (killer whale), 6258 nucleotides. It is a transcript of the gene SLC39A10, whose product is annotated as solute carrier family 39 member 10. Gene Ontology annotation, biological process: zinc ion import across plasma membrane; positive regulation of B cell receptor signaling pathway; intracellular zinc ion homeostasis. Bases 1134 to 3635 code for a protein of 833 amino acids. NCBI's taxonomy places the organism in Eukaryota, Metazoa, Chordata, Mammalia, Artiodactyla, Delphinidae. The transcript is spliced from 10 exons. Gene Ontology annotation, molecular function: zinc ion transmembrane transporter activity. The record is from RefSeq and is a predicted model, not a curated record. Gene Ontology annotation, cellular component: membrane.
CCGGCCCCUUGCGCGGCGGAGACUGCGAGUCCCGGGACAGCGGGGUGGGGGUAGAAAGGGAGACAAGGACCGGGGAGUCGGGGCUGAGUCCCUCGGGGAUCCGGGCGCUGGGCUUCUCGCAGCUGCUGCUGUCGUUGGCGGCGGCGGCGGCGGCGGCGGCGAGCCGGGCAGAGCGCGCUGUGGGCUGCGCGUGGGGUGCCGCAGCUCCUCGUGUGCGCUCUGGGCUGCCGCGGGGUUAGCGGCCGGGCAGCCUCCGCCCCGCGUGCGGGACCCGCGCCCAACUUAGCCCCCUGCCGAGGCUGGGGGCCGCGCGGAGAGUGGGGCAGUGACCACUGGGCAGAAGGUGGCGGUUGGGGGGCUACGCGCGGGCGGCCUGGGGGCCGAGGGUGGCGUCGCCGCCGGAGGCGGGGACACGGUGGCCCGAGGGUGGGAGGAUCCGCAGUCCGGUCUCGGCGAAUACCCCCUGUUCUUCCUCUCGCGUGGUCCUCUCCGGUGUAUCACGGUGACCCCGGGAUGGAGCCUGGGCGCUGCUGUUCCGGCCCCGGGAGGCUAACGGACGGUGGCGCCUGUGCUCCUACCGCGGGAGGCCUCGUGGGAGCUUGCUUUCUCCCCUACCAACCGGAAAGCCGAGGCGGGGCGCGGGGUGGUUAAUAUUGAAGCCAGCUGGGGUCCCUGGAGCUGAGGGCUCGGGUUGGGCUGGGGCUGGGUCGGAGGGGGAGUUCGGGUGGGCCGGGAGGUGGCACGGCAGCCCAGGCUUUGUUCCUGAAAGCUCUUUGGCUGAGAGCGAUGGGGGGCCCUGCUGCGGCAGUACGUCGGGGAACCUUCGCGGCCCCCUCCCCGGGUCUCGGGAUCUGUUCAACUCCUUGCUUCUCCCUUGGGACCCCUGAGUGCCCAGGCUAAGGGGGGGCCUGGUGAGGGCACAGGCGACGUGACGUUGGAGGUCUUCCUGUGGCUUCUGUAAAGAACUGUUCACGUGGGAGUCUGUCCACAUGGGCUGUCUUUAUGAGCUGGGCAGGAGGAAGAAGCAGGAUCCGCAGCCCUCAGUUGGAAGGGUCCUUCACUCAAGUCCCUGUUUUAAGUAAUAAAGAGUGACAUUAAAGCACAUAAUUUAAAAAGAAGAUGGAAAAAUAGAAAUGAAGGUACAUAUGCACACAAAAUUUUGCCUCAUUUGUUUGCUGACAUUUAUUUUCCAUCAUUGCAACCAUUGCCAUGAAGAACAUGACCAUGGUUCUGAAGAGCAUCACAGACACCAUCGUGGAAUGACAGAAUCGGAGUCGAGCAAAUUUUCAGUGCUGGAUGCUGAAAAUGAAAAAAAAUAUUAUAUUGAAAAACUUUUUGAUCGUUAUGGUGAAAAUGGAAGAUUAUCCUUUUUUGGUCUGGAGAAACUUUUAACAAACUUGGGCCUUGGAGAGAUAAAAGUAGUUGAGAUUAAUCAUGAGGAUCUUGGCCACGAUCAUGUUUCUCACUUAGAUAUUUUGGCAGUUCAAGAGGGAAAGCAUUUUCACUCACAUAACCACCAGCAUUCCCAUAGUCAUUUAAAUUCAGAAAAUCAAACUGUGACCAGUGUAUCAACAAAAAGAAGCCAUAAGUGUGAUCCAGAGAAAGAGACAAUUGAAGUGUCUGUCAAAUCUGAUGAUAAACAUAUGCAUGACCGUAAUCAUCGCUUAUGUCAUCACCAUUGUUUGCGUCAUCACCUUGAUCAUAACACUACUCGCCAUUUUCCUAAUGAUUCCAUUAUUCACAGUGAGCAUGGGGAGCCUAGCCAUGAACCUUCUACAGAGACCAAUAAAACACAGGAACAAUCUGAAAGUAAGCUACUGAAAGGAAAGAAGAAGAGAAAAGGGAAGAAAAGUAAUGAAAAUUCUGAGGUUAUUACACCAGGUUUUCCCCCUAACCAUGAUCAGGGUGAACAGUACGAGCAUAAUCGGGUCCACAAACCUGAUCGUGUACAUAACCCAGGUCAUUUUCAUGUACGUCUUCCAGAACAUAAUGGUCAUGAUCCUGGUCACGGACACCAAGAUCUUGAUCCUGAUAACGAAGGUGAACUUCGACAUACUAGAAAGCGAGAAGCACCGCAUGUUAAAAAAAGUGCAAUUUAUGCAGCUGCUAGUCACAAAGAUCAUAACGAAGAUGACCGGCAACAUGAGUGUUUGAACGUUACUCAGUUGUUAAAAUACUAUGGUCAUCGGGCCAAUUCUCCAAUCUCACCUGAUCUAUUUACGUACCUUUGCCCUGCUUUGUUAUAUCAAAUCGACAGCAGACUUUGUAUUGAGCAUUUCGACAGACUUUUAGUUGAAGAUUUAAAUAAAGAUAAAAAUCUGGUUCCUGAAGAUAAGGCAAAUAUAGGGGCAUCAGCGUGGAUUUGUGGUAUCAUUUCUAUCACUGUUAUUAGCCUGCUUUCCUUGCUAGGAGUGAUCUUGGUUCCCAUCAUUAACCAAGGAUGCUUCAAAUUUCUUCUCACAUUCCUUGUUGCACUAGCUGUAGGAACAAUGAGUGGAGAUGCCCUUCUUCAUCUACUGCCCCAUUCUCAGGGUGGACAUGAUCACAGUCAUCAACAUGCACAUGGGCAUGGACAUUCUCAUGGACACGAAUCUAAGAAGUUUCUAGAAGAAUAUGAUGCUGUAUUGAAAGGACUUGUUGCUCUAGGAGGCAUUUACUUACUAUUUAUCAUUGAACAUUGCAUUAGAAUGUUUAAGCACUACAAACAGCAAAGGGGGAAACAGAAAUGGUUUAUGAAGCAAAACACAGAAGAAUCAGCUAUUGGAAGGAAGCUUUCAGAUCAUAAGUUAAAUAAUACACCAGAUGCUGACUGGCUUCAGCUCAAGCCUCUUGCCGGAACUGAUGACUCAGUUGUUUCUGAAGAUCGACUUAAUGAAACUGAACUGACAGAUUUAGAAGGCCAACAAGAAUCCCCUCCUAAAAAUUAUCUUUGUAUAGAAGAGGAGAAAAUCAUGGCCCAUUCUCAAAGUGAUGGAUUACCUGCCAUUCAUGAGCAUGAUCUCCAUGCUGCUGCACAUAACCACCAUGACGAGAGUAAAACUGUGCUGAGGAAGCAUAAUCAUCAGUGGCACCACAAACAUUCUCAUCAUUCACACGGUCCCUGUCAUUCCGGAUCAGAUCUGAAAGAAACAGGAAUAGCUAAUAUCGCUUGGAUGGUGAUCAUGGGGGAUGGCAUCCACAACUUCAGUGAUGGGUUAGCAAUUGGAGCAGCUUUCAGUGCUGGACUGACGGGCGGAAUCAGUACUUCUAUAGCUGUCUUCUGUCAUGAACUGCCACAUGAAUUAGGUGAUUUUGCAGUUCUUCUUAAAGCAGGCAUGACUGUAAAGCAAGCAAUUGUAUACAACCUCCUCUCUGCCAUGAUGGCUUACAUAGGCAUGCUCAUAGGCACAGCUGUUGGUCAGUAUGCCAAUAACAUCACACUUUGGAUCUUUGCCAUCACUGCAGGCAUGUUCCUCUACGUAGCCUUGGUGGAUAUGCUUCCAGAAAUGUUGCAUGGUGAUGGUGACAAUGAAGAACAUGGCUUCUGUCCAGUGGGGCAAUUCAUUCUUCAGAAUUUAGGAUUGCUGUUUGGAUUUGCCAUCAUGCUGGUAAUUGCCCUCUAUGAAGACAAAAUUGUGUUUGACCUCCAGUUUUGACCAUUCCCAGCAAUCACUGCUGAUUACAAGAAUGUUACCAUGCAGCUUUGCAUCUGUUCCUUGUACUGUAAGCACAUUGCUCAAAGAAAAGUCAGUGGCUUGCACUACUUACAAGUUCACAGAUUUGAGCCUGACCACAAAGACCGGUGCUCAGUACUGUUUUCCCUGCAUGAAGGGGUCUUUUAGAAAUAUAAAGCUUGUGAUAAAGAAAGGAGAAAACGGGACUCUGUGAACCGAUGUUGAUAUAGGUUUGAUUAAGACUUUUUAAAAAAAUAAUCAUAUAAAACACUAAAGUAGUCUCUUUAUUAGUAGAAACUUCUGUGGCUAUGCAGAAAUAGAAAUUGAACCAAAAAAAAAUCCCUUAAACUUUAAAAAUAUUUUAAAUGGACUUUGGGAAGACUUUUCUUUGUGCUAAAAAUGAAUUGUAUUGUCCUUUAAUUCAGCUCCAUGUAUACAUGUGGUAAUAGGGAUCAACUUGACACAGCUUUGAAUCUGCAGAAAGUAGACUAUAGCACCUAGAAGAAAGCUCAGGCUGCAUUAGAAUAUGGAUUUAGCAUUGGGAAAAGCCCUUAUUCUUGAAUCUAGAGUUACUAUUUUUGUAUAUAUUUGCAUAGGAUUUAAACUUGCAGCCUAAACUACUGAAAUUUGUGAUUGUACAUUUGUGUGAGCUUCAGUUUAAUGAAAGAUUCAUAACGGUUCUUUUAUUAAUAUUAUACUUGGUGUUUGGGUUUGUUUGUUUUUUUUAAACUUUUGUUUUUGUCUUGGGUUUUUUGGUGGGGGUAAGGGGUUGGAGCAUGUGGUAAAAUGUUUUUUCCUUAAAAUUGUAACCCUUUAGAAAAUGUCAGUGAAAUGAAGAACCCAAACAUGGUCUAAAUAUUCAGAUUUCCUUUAGUUAUUUAUUUGGGAAAUUUAAGUUUUAAAUGCACGUAGUGCUCUACCAGUUUGGCAUUGGAACCUAGAGCACAUGCGCUGGCUGGAGGUAACGUUGUAAGGCGGCAAGUUUACCGUGUCCAUAAUCUGUACGUGGAGUGUCAAAACGGAUAUGAGGAUGAUCUCCAUUGAUGCCAUGGCUCUCAUGGCACCAGGUAACUUGGAAGAUGCAUUUAAGUUCAGUAACUCAGCUGAAAUCACAUGAUCAUUUUGUGCCAAGAUAUGCUGUUGGUGCCUGAUAGGAAUUAGUCUCUUUUUUUUAGGUACCCUGUUCUCCUGCCAUAAAUUGUGAAUGAUUUGUGAGAAAUGCAAGCCAUGUUUAUCCUGAAUUUUGACCUAAUAAUUUGUAGUAUUAAUCAUAUGCAUGUAGCUCUCUGUGUGCCACAUGGUCUUCAUUUAUGCCAGGUAAACUGUAUUUGAACUACGUGCAGGCAGCUUUGUUUUAAUCUGCUUGGCUACCUGUGUGGCUGCUUUAAAAAUCUUAUUGUUCAGAUAUUUAAGAGCCAAACUCGUUCCAUUCCAUUUGAAAUGUAUUCAUUUAGUCCUCCUCCUUUCCCCAGUUCCUUUCCUCUUACUCCGUGAACUUUAAAACAAAAAACAAAACUGAAAGCAGCACAUGCAUUCAGGUAUUAAGAGUGUUGCCAGUAUUUCUUCUUUAUGCGGUAAAGCAAGGGAGCUUAUUAGAUGUUAUUUCCUUAAUUUAUGCCUGAAUUUGAAAAAUUAUUUCUGGCUUUCUCCAUGGCCUCCUGUGACAAGUAGGAGUUUUAUACGUAGAUCACUUUCAGCACUGGGCACUGAAUUAGGACAGUCCUCAUCUCAUUGCUUGGCCCCUCAAGCAACCUAGCUCAAAGGUGCUGAUAUUUUAUUUAGUACUGCCAACUUGAAGUAAUUCAAAUAUCUUGCUUUCUGAACCAAGAUAUAUUUAUAGUUCAUUUUGGGGUUUUUAAUGCCCAAGGAGGAUUCUGCAUUCCAGCAUUAAGUCUGCUUAUUUUUAAAACUUUUAUGAAAAGCAACAGCUGGAAUAUACUCCCAGACUUAAAAAGAAAUACCUGAUUUAAAGCAAAUAGGUUAUGCUGAAGUAUACAAAAGUUUUAUAUCUUCUCAAAACUGCUAUUAUCUUUAUUUGCUGGAUUUCUUUAAACUUUUAAGAGGGCUGUAACAGUUGCUGCUAGUGUUUUGUUUAGGGUUCCACCAGUAUUUAGUUUUCACAUCAUCCUAAUGUAUAGUUUCAAGUCUUACUAGACAAUCUGAAUUCCACUACAUUUCUCUUUGGCUCCAACAUUCCCUUUAGCUUGACCAGUCUAAUUUAACAUGUGUUUGUUGGAGGUCAUUAAUGUUACUUGUACAAUGCUGUCACUGUGUGACAUCCAUAUGAAUUUUGGUGUAUAUCACAUUGCAUUCAAUCAGCUGUGAUUAUGCUUAGAAAUACUAUAGUAAGUAGAUGCAGUGUGAAUUUAUUCCAUUAACAGUAAGUCAGUGGCUUAAAUGUGAUUAUGGUCCUGCAAGGUGAUACUUGCUAAAAUAUCUAAACUUUUUUUUUAUUGUAACUGAAUCAAUCAUUUUUUAAAAAUUUAUAAAGCUGGAAAUGAUCAAAUGCUGUUUUUUUUUCAUUGUCAACAGUGGUGUGUCAUUUUAUGUAUGUUCCUAAUGCUUAUGGAACGCUCCCAAAAUAAAGUUAUUCAAAAAGAGCAAA